Molecule: messenger RNA, 5315 nt
Organism: Suricata suricatta (meerkat)
Lineage: Eukaryota; Metazoa; Chordata; Mammalia; Carnivora; Herpestidae
Gene: ZNF12
Product: zinc finger protein 12
Exons: 3
Coding region: 689-2803 (704 amino acids)
Biological process (GO): regulation of transcription by RNA polymerase II
Cellular component (GO): nucleus
Molecular function (GO): RNA polymerase II cis-regulatory region sequence-specific DNA binding; DNA-binding transcription factor activity, RNA polymerase II-specific
Source: RefSeq, a predicted model, not a curated record
GCGUGGAACCCAUCUGGGAUUCUCUCUCCCCCUGCCUUUCCCCUGCUUGCUUGCUUUCUCUAUCUCUUUCUUAAAUUAGAAAAAAAAUUUUUUUUAAUCUUUAAAAACCUUAUGCACAGUGAGGAUGUGUGUUGCCGGCUACUUGCUUUGGCAGUGGUGGCAAAUAGCACAGAUCAGUGCCUUCCAUGCUCAGGCUGCACAGGAACAGUGGCUGAGAUUUAUGCUGUUGAGUUUGGGUCUGGGACACAUGUCUGGAGUCCAGGAGAGAAGUCUGAGCUGGUGGUAACAACAUAGUCACAUCUGGGUGCAGCUGACACAGUGCGUAGGAGCAAAAAGAGAGCCCUGGGCCCUCUGACUUGAUGUCUUGGAGAACUUGGGAGCCAGCAAGGGAAGCAGAAGGGAGUCAGCGGGGGAAGUCAGAGAGCCAACAACAGUAAUGUUCUGGAAGCAAAAAAGAGGGGCAAGGCACACCCUGCAUUUCCCUGAGCGUGCCUCGGCACAGGCUGUGUCCCCAGCAGCCAGCACUGUCCCUGGCUCACAGUGCAAGAUGGUGUUUUCUCUUUUUGGCUAAUACCGAAUGAGUUCAUGCUGGUGUAUUUCUGAUUUGUUUAUUUUCUUUCCAUGAAAAAGGAGGUAACAGUGUUUGUAGUUCACCUGACCAGUGAGCUUGGUAAGCUCUUGUCCCCACAUGCCUUCUCCACCUCAUGCAGUUCCAACCCUGGUGCCAUUACAGGGGCCAGUGUCAUUCAGGGACGUAGCCGUGGACUUCACCCAGGAGGAGUGGCAGCAGCUGGACCCUGAGCAGAAGACCACCUACCGGGAUGUGAUGCUGGAGAACUACAGCCACCUCGUCUCCUUGGGCUGUCACAUUAUCAAACCGGAAGUUAUCAUCAAGUUGGAGCAAGGAGAAGAGCCAUGGAUAGUGGAAGGAGAGUUCCUACCACACAGUUACCCAGAAGUCCGGAAAGUUGAGGAUCUGGUUGAAAGAGUCCAGGAGACUGAAGGCAAACAUUCAAGGCAAGCUGUAUCCAUCAACAAAACCCUGACUGAAGGGAGAGGUAAUGUCCUUGGUAAGACUUUUAAUGUGGAAACGAACCCCAUUGCUUCAAAGAAAAUGUCCUAUAGUUGUGGCUCAUGUGAAAAGAGUUUGAAGUCCAUUUCAGAAUAUAUUAGUAGCGAUGGCAGCUAUGCAAGAAUGAAGCCUGACAAAUGUGGUGCGUGUGGGAAAUCGCUUCCCCGCGUGAAGCUUGAGAAAACUCGUCCAGGAGACGAAUCUUACGAAUUUAAUCGAAGUACAGAAGCUUGUAGUCUAAAUGAAGAAAACCUUUAUCAGAACAUUCAUAUUUUGGAGAAACCUUUCGAAUAUAUUGGAUGCCAGAAAGCCUUUCAGAAGGACCCAGUUUUUGUUAAUCAUAUGGAGGAGAAGCCCUAUAAGUGGAAUGAAUCCGAAAUAGCCUUUCUCCAGAUGUCCAGCCUCGGUGUACACCAGAGGUCCCACAUGGAAAUGAAGCCCUAUGAGUGCAGUGCAUGUGGGAAAUCCUUCUGUAAGAAGUCCAAGUUUAUCAUACAUCAGAGGACUCACACGGGAGAGAAACCUUAUGAAUGUAAUCAGUGUGGGAAAUCCUUCUGCCAGAAGGGAACCCUCACCGUCCAUCAGCGCACACACACCGGGGAGAAGCCCUAUGAAUGUAACGAAUGUGGGAAAACCUUCUACCAGAAGUUGCACCUCAUUCAGCAUCAGAGAACUCACUCAGGAGAGAAGCCCUACGAAUGUAGUUACUGUGGAAAAUCCUUCUGCCAGAAAACCCAUCUCACACAACACCAGAGAACGCAUUCAGGAGAGCGACCCUAUGUCUGUCACGACUGUGGGAAAACCUUCUCCCAGAAGUCAGCACUGAACGACCACCAGAAGAUUCACACGGGUGUGAAACUCUACAAGUGUAACGAGUGUGGGAAGUGCUUCUGCCGCAAGUCUACUCUUACCACACACCAGCGCACACACACCGGCGAGAAGCCCUACGAAUGUAACGAGUGCGGGAAGUUCUUCUCUCGGCUGUCCUACCUCACCGUGCACUACAGGACCCACUCGGGAGAGAAGCCCUACGAGUGUAACGAGUGCGGGAAGACCUUCUACCUGAACUCCGCCCUCAUGCGGCAUCAGCGGGUGCACACGGGCGAGAAGCCCUACGAAUGUAACGAGUGCGGGAAGCUCUUCUCUCAGCUGUCCUACCUCACCAUCCACCACAGGACCCACUCAGGAGUGAAGCCCUACGAGUGUAACGAGUGCGGGAAGACCUUCUACCAGAACUCGGCCCUCUGCAGGCACCGGAGGAUCCACAAAGGAGAGAAGCCCUAUGAGUGUUACAUAUGUGGGAAGUUCUUCUCUCAGAUGUCAUACCUCACCAUCCACCAUCGGAUCCAUUCAGGAGAGAAGCCCUACGAAUGUAACGAGUGCGGGAAGACCUUCUGCCAGAAUUCAGCCCUUAAUAGACAUCAGAGGACACACACAGGAGAGAAAGCCUACGAGUGUUACGAAUGUGGGAAGUUCUUCUCCCAGAUGUCCUAUCUCACCAUCCACCAUCGCAUCCACUCGGGAGAGAAGCCCUUUGAAUGUAACGAGUGUGGAAAAGCCUUCUCUCGGAUGUCCUACCUCACCGUGCACUACAGGACUCAUUCCGGAGAGAAGCCCUACGAAUGUAACGAGUGUGGGAAAAAAUUCUACCACAAGUCCGCCUUCAAUAGCCACCAGCGAAUUCACAGGCGAGGAAGCGUGAACGUCCUUGACGUGGGAAGGCUGCUCUGAAGCCGGAGAACCCUCUCAGUGUGGUGAGUGGGCAGCUCCUGCCGCGUCCUUCAGAGCGCACGCAAGUGAUGCAUGUGAAUGAAUCUUUGUGUUAGUCAGACUUGAAGUCUGAGAGCUCACAGGGUAGAGACCACAGUCGUAACAAGACCACAGGACUCGUCGCAUUCCAGCCUGUACGGGAGUAACCGUUUAUAAAUACUUAGAAUGUGUGUGAACUUCACCAUGAACUCAAACUGUUUUACGUAUCAGGGAAUUCAUACCAAGGGAAAAUCUCUCAAUUUAAGGAAGGUGGAAAACGUACUCCUUUGGAAAUUAUUAAUAUUAAAUGUUGUUUCUGAUGUAGUACCAACCUCCCUGGGACUUGAAUAGCUGUUGUGAGUAUAGAUACUUGUGUAAAUAUAAAUUGUCAAAUCAGCAGGUAGCAAUCAAGAUCGCAGCAUUGCAACCUGACACUCACAUGUGAGUGUUCCUGGGAAUGUAGGACUUAACAUUUUUGAGGAGCUUUUGGUCUAUUCACUUGUUUUUAGGAAACUACAUUACAGGCAUUGUAUGUUCAUUUGAAUCAUGAUGGAAAAGCCAUUGUAUCUUUAGUAGAAUAAUUUGCAAGACAUGGUAAGAUUAUCCAUUUUAAACUGCGCCACCAUGUUAGUGCCCUAAUACUGUCGCUGAACUCCCUUCUGAUCGUGUGUGCAGUAAGCGGCUUCUCCUGUUCUUCCCUUCCCUGUCAGUGAGCUCAAUCGUCUGUAUAAAACCUAAUGUUUUUAUAAUGUGUUCACCUUAUCUGAGUCAGCAAGAGAUUGAAAUCUAUGCAUAAAAUCAAAAACCAUAUAGAUAGUUUUGAGUUGUUAAUGCCAGAAGUUUCCAGUAGUUAAGUUUUCUAUAGCACUCAUUGCACUCUAUACAGUUAAACAGAAGGACUUAAAAUAUUUCCAUUUGUACUAAUUUUUUCCAUCUAUUUUAUAUAUUUUUAAUUUGGAUGCCUACAUAAGUGUAAGUGUGCAGAGCACACAUACUGUGUAACAUAGGAAUUAUCUGUAUUUUUAUUUGAUACAAUAGUGUUUUUAAAUACCGUAUUCUACUCCUUCCUGAAUGAAUGAAGAACUCUUCAUACGGGUUUGUGGCAGACAUUGGUGAACGGCACUAGUCACUCGCUCCCUAUUGGAUGCUGGCAGAAUUUGGGUAUCCGUUCCUCCCCAUGGAAUGAGGGAUAAAUCCUCACUAGUUUCAAUUCAUGAUAAUCCUUUUCUCAUUGCCAGCCGUUGGUUUAGAGUGGUCACAGGACCCAGUUCUGUGCAGAUGAACAACAGAGGUAUUGGACAGGUUAUCUCUGGAAAACAUUCCUUCAUAGAUUCAAGGAGUGAAUCAUGCAGGAUGAAGUAGAAUCUUCUGUGGAAUGCUGCCUUCUCUGCAUGGGAUGCCUGGUUGUGUCUUUCAAAUGUGGAUUAUAAUUUGAGCAUGGCCGAGCAGAAAGAUUGGAAGGACCUGGGACUUGGACGAUGAUAUUGAGCCACUGAACCAACCAGCCAUGUAGCUGGGCCACCUCUGGACUAUCUCUUCUAGAGUAGACUAAAUUUACUGUUAAGCCAGUUGAUUUCAGUUGCUCUGUUAGCCAUAACUGAAGAUACAAAGUUAUACCUUUGUAGGAAUUAUGCAAUUGAGAAGUGGACUUUAGGGAAAUCAUCUACUUAGAAGCAAGUACUGAUAGAGAGCUUUAUCUUAACUUUCCAUAAAUUUGGAUGUAAAUAAUUUGAGCACUACAAAUCGACUUGAAACAAUUAAAUGUAUAUGUUUCCUUGAAUUGUUACAUCAUUGACACUGAUACAGUGUCAGAUAGAUCUUCCUUUUUUACAGUGCAUGACAGAUUUUGUUGAGGUUGACAAUGUGAUCCAUGGAUCAUUGCUAUAGUGUGAGUUUGCAGUAUAGCUGUGGAAGAUAAGGACCUUUGCUUUCCAGUGAUUGGCCGGGUGGCUUCUAUUUGAAUAAUUGACCCCUAGCCCCUGAGAUGAAAUGCCAUAUUUUUCAUGUAUUUCAAUCACUCAUGGCACCUGUUUUUGUUGCUUAGCGCUUUCCCUCCAUAUUCUUCCAGACGAUCAUGAGUAUGCUACAUAGCAGGAAUGAGAGGUCUGGUAGGUUGCAUAGUUUUGUGUAGGGAAAUAUACUCAUGUGUAUUUGUGGAAAUGAUAUCCACAAAGAUUUCCAACAGUAGUUUGUCAUUAUAGCUUUAAAUACACAGUAUGCAUUUUAAGUAAAAUAUUCAAAAAGUUUCGUCUUCUCCUAUGGAGUGCCUGUGCAUAAAAGGGCCUGGUACAUGUAGGUGGUCCCUAACUGCCUCUCUGGUGGUGGAGUAGUGUGAUCUGUUCGGUUUCAAAUAUGUCCGUGUUCUCAUAUUAUCACAUCUCUGAAAGUAAGAUCAGUGGCAUGUUCUUUAAUGCCACUGUUUUUUUCUUCCCUAGAGGCAUGUGAAAUAAUGUGAUUUGUCUCAAACUUGAUGGAAUACACUAUCUGAAAAGUU